Habropoda laboriosa is the source of this 6833-nucleotide messenger RNA. RefSeq names its product putative mediator of RNA polymerase II transcription subunit 26. Gene Ontology annotation, biological process: positive regulation of transcription by RNA polymerase II. Bases 1 to 6726 code for a protein of 2241 amino acids. NCBI's taxonomy places the organism in Eukaryota, Metazoa, Arthropoda, Insecta, Hymenoptera, Apidae. The transcript has 8 exons. The record is from RefSeq and is a predicted model, not a curated record. Gene Ontology annotation, cellular component: transcription regulator complex; nucleus; histone methyltransferase complex.
AUGGCGGCUGAUAGUGAUGGUGAUCUAAUUCAAACAGUUGUAACGUGUGAGGGUAACCUAGAAGAUCCAGAGUUUCCACACAAAUUUAAAAUCAUUGUUGAUCGUCUUAAAUCUUUGCUUUGCAAAGACAAGGGAGAUGGUUUAAGAGUAAAUAAAGUAGAGCCAUGGAAUUCUGUCAGAGUCACAUUUUCAAUACCCAGAGAAGCUGCAUUACGUCUUCGAGAAUUAGCAGCUCAGGGUUCUCCAACACUUACACAACUUGGAAUUCUUUCAGUGCAGGUUGAGGGAGAUCAGGUAAUAUCAUUAAGGAUAGCCAACCGCUUUAGUGGAGAGGCACAGGAAAUUGUGUUACGUUCAGGACCUUCACAAGACAGUGGUGCCAAAUCUCAAAAUGAACCCACUAGCAAUACAACUAAUGCAGACAAUGAACCUUCAACAGCUUUACCUGGUCCAAGUAAUACAUCUAGCAUUUCUUCAGCAUUACGUAAUGUGGCUCAAAUAAUCGCAGCUGGUACAUCAUCGGAAAAAGCACCACAAUUUCGUUCUCCGAAUGUAGUUGCACCUACAGACUGUGAUCCUAUCCCACCAUUUCUUGCAAAAUCUGUACAGUCAGUAUCAGGCAAUAGCAAUGUUGGUGCCUCUGGAAAUCAACCAGUAACUAAUCCCAGUGCUUCGCCUAGGAAUAAUUAUAAUGGUCCAUUCCCAUUUGCCAGUAUGACACAUGCUGCCCAAGCGAUACAUAGUCGCGAAUCUCAAGCGACCACAAUUAAAAAUGCAAUGCAAUUUAAGCAUCAUGUACAACCACCUCCGCCUUAUCCUGCUCAAGAGAAUUUGGCGACAGUAACAACAUUAACUGCUGGUCAUACUACUACUCAAUCAGUUGCAUCAGUCGGUCAAUUGACAAAUCAGUACAAGUCUUCAAUUACCACCACAUCUAGUCUGUCACCAAACAAUAAUAAUCUGGCAGGGAAUUCAAACGGUAACGGAAAUCAAGUUGCUUUAUCCAGUCCACUUCUUGUAAAUCUUUUACAAAAUGAUGCUGGCGCGCACCCGAAUAAUGUGAUACCUGGUCAAAAAAUGUUACCACCAGCUGUUAUCGAUAGUACUGGACUUACAAAUCGUAUGAAACCCACUAAAAAACCAACAGUGAGAAGAAAAGAUUUAUCCUCUCCUAGUGAAUCACCACCGAAUCUAGAUUCUCUUAGAACGGAAGACCUUAUCGGAGGAACGUCAGUCAUUCCUGACUUAUCUCAAUCUUCUACAUCUGCAUUUGCAACUGUUAAUGCUAAUCAACCUUCAACUAUUCCCCAACAACAUUCAGUUAAUGUAAUUGGUGGUGCCGCGCAAAAUAUAGUGCAACAAGCAGUUCAUCAAGCACCUGCUGCUGGACAAAUACAACAACCUGCAGCUUCGUUGCAUGCUCAAGUACAAAUACAGCAAAAGUUUCCCAUUAGGCAAGAAUUGGCUUAUAGACCUUCGCAAGUACAAUUACAGAGCCAACUUUCAAUUAGGCAUCCGGUAAAUGGGCAACAAAUUAGAACACCUUUGCAACAACGACAGUUGUUGCUUCAACAACAGCAACAUCAAGUUUUAACUCAACAACAACAGCAGCAAAUGAAUCAACAGCAAAAUAUGAAUACUCCGCAUCUGCUUACACAACAGGUUUCUACGCAACAGCAAUCUUUGGUACAACAGCAAAAUGUAAAUACGUCGUUACAGCCUACGUCAGUUUCUAAUCAACCACUUUUGCCACAACAACAAUUGAUGCAGCACUCCACAGUUGGCAUGAGUGUUCCACAGCAACGGCUAAGUUACUUAAAUAAUCAACGUCAACAAACUCCUCCUCCUUAUUCGCGGCAACCGGUUCCACCACAGUCCCAUUUAGGACAACAGAAUCAAGUGAUGAAUGUGCAACAACAGUUACAUCAUAAUCAACUUAAAAAUAUGAACGUUAACACUAACGCCACAACCGAUUUCCGUUACGGGCAAAGUCAAAAUAUUCUGAGCAGAAACUAUCAGGCUACAGCUAGUAAUGCUAAUGGGACCACGUGGAACGCACAAAAUAAUUCUAUUCCACAAGGUACUCAGGUUAAUACUACCCGUGUGCCAACUACGAAUCAGGUUUCAGGUGCCUUUUCUCAAUGCGGAUCUCACGCUAAUCACGUUUCUAAUAGUAAUGUUGCUUCACCUGCUAUAAAGGUCGAAGCUUCUGAAUCUCCGAAGCCUAAAGAAGAGACGCCUGAACCAGAGUAUACAUCGACUGGUAAAAUACGACAAUUUCUUAUUAAUCCUUUAACUGGGCAUCUGGAACCGAUGCCUAGCGAAAGUUCCGAUUCCGAACCUGAAAGCGCGGUAGACAACCAAGAUGAUUUCUUUUCCUUUCCAUCGCCAUCAAAUGACCGAUCGAAUUCCAUAUUUUCCGACGACGAUGCAGACAGUAAUUUCUCAAGAAGAAACGAUACAACAACAAAUACGGAUCAAUCGGAUUCCGAAACCACGGUGAAAUCUACUGCCAGUGAGGGAAGUUUGAAACAUAGUAGGAUAAAGACCAAUAGAGAAACCACGCAGAGUCCGAUGCCCGGCGAGAAAAUUAAACUAAGGCUAAAAUUAGAAAAAUCUGAGCCUGUCACGCCAGCUUAUAAAGUUGAUGUUUCGUUUGUGAACACGCCACCCAUUAGAAAAGCCGAUAAAUCGGUAAAUAAAAUAUUUACCACUGGUAUUCCCAACUCAGGAACUGGUGAUGAGCCAAGAGUGCCUCCCUUACACAUUUCCUUAAGAGGUCGUAAUGCUUCGGUAGUACAAAUCAGAAAAAAGGAAAAGAAAUCGCUAAAAGACGGUGAAUCCGAUUUGACUGGUAUAAAAAGACGGGGGAAGUUGAAGAAAAUGAAAGAAUGCAUAGAUGGGAACAAAUUGUUGCAAAAAAAGUCAUCUCUGAGUAUGAUUAUAGGUACUUCGUCCGCAUCCAAAUUACCCUUAUCCAAUUCCACAAUGAUCAAUAGCACUAAUUCUAUUAGCAAAGUGAACAAUAUACUUCAAACAGUUGUAUCAAAACCGAAUGCCUUAAAACAAGAACUACCAGUGGAUGUUGUACGCGUGCAGACUGGUGUUACGAAGCCAAGUUCAAGUAAAAGCAGCGAUGUCGAUGAUAUACCGUUAAACAGUCGAAUACCUUCCCCUUCGAAACAUAAGUCCACCGUUUUGAAUCAACCUUUGAACACACAACAAUCAUUAACAAAAAAUCAAGUUGAACUAGAUGUUCAAAAUCAUAUGCAAGAACAUAAAAUAGGAGGAGGAAAGACCAAAAGAAGAGAUUCUAAAAAGAAAUCAGAAUCGGGAGAUGGUUUACAUCGUGAACAAAAUUUGUUGUCUGGUGGUAGAAUUUUAGAUAACCAAGCAAAAUGGAGAAAACUUAACUACAAAGCUGAUUCGAUCCAGUCUGUAAGAAAAACUGAAGCUCCUUUGGCUGGCAAUGACUUCAAUACUGUCAAGAAAGUAGGGGAAAUUAGAAGAACGAGUGACAGUGAUAUUACUCGAUCCGCAAUCGAAAAAAAUAACACUUUAAAUGCUGUUGCUUCACGAUUAACAGAAGUGAAUGGUAUAAAAAAGGAUUUAAUUAGUCAAGAGAAAAGAAGAAGAUUAAGUUUAAUGGAUGAAAAAGAUCUGCAUUUAGGAGGUAAAUAUCAAACUGCAAUUUCAAGUUUUUCAAUUGAGAUAUAUGCAGAGGCUACACAUUUUAAUAGUCAGAAGACCAUUCCUGAAUGUUCUUCCGCUAGUGCAGUUCCAAAUACAAAUACAAACACAAAUACAAGUAUGAAUACAAAUACAAAUACAAAAUCUACCAGUAAUUCAUCAUUUGAGAAUGAAAGCUCUGGAUUAGUACCUUCAAGCAUGCCUGCGCAGAAUGAUACAAGUUUGUCUACUAAUGUUGAAAGUAAAGUAUCUGCACAUGUAGAAACUACUGUGAAAAAUACGCAGUCAUCUGUAAACAGGAUUAUUUCUGGAAAAAAUAAAACAGAAAUGGAUAGUUGUAAAACAAAUUCUAAUAUUACAGCAAAAACACAGACUAUUAGUCAAAAGUUAAAAAACCAUAUGGUUUUAAAAAGUGAUGCAAAUACUGCUAUCAACAGACAUAAAAUAGAACAUUUUAGUCACAAGAAAGUGAUUCAAAAUCAUGUAAAGCAAGCUGAUCGACCCACAGCAGAAAGUAAGAUGGAAAAUACACAAAGAAUUAGUUUAUUGAAGACUACACAAAAUCCAGCAAUAGGAAACUCAGUGUACCAAGUUCCCAGAUCCCAAAAUGUUGAUGUACCUUCCAGCAAGCCAACUUUACCAAUUGGAGAAAUUAACGUAACAGAAGCAAAAGUUAAGCAAAAAUUACUUGAUACUACAGUUCCAAUUGCAAUUGGAGUAGAUGCAAGUGUUGAAAGAGUCAGCAGUGGAGGAGGUGGUGAAGAUUCAGGCAUUGAGUCAAUGGAUGCUCUGUCAGAGAAGUCACCCAAUCAAGGCGAAUCUCCUUUGCAUAGGCCAGCGACUGAAUCAGUAACACAAAACAGCACAAAGGCUGUUGUUCAAGGGGAAUCUUCCCUACCAAUCACCAAUAAGAACGUGCCUUCCUCAACUAGUAGUAGUGAUAUGUGUUCAAAUUCCCAUUCGGAACUUCUGAAGUCCAGUGGCCCACAAAGGUUAAGUCCUGUGUCUGUAGCAAGUUAUCUUGAAAACCAUUUAAAUCGCAAUAUGUCGAACUCCAGUGAACAUGACGCAAAAGAUGUAUCUAGUGAAAACUCAACUUCAACAACACAAAGAACUGGUGGUCAUAGUGACUUGAUUGCUAGUUUUGAAGUGACUGAUAAUGAUAAAAGUGUAUCAAGCCCUCUAGUGACAGGAUCUGUGACUAUUGUGACAACUUCUGUACCCAGUACUGUGGAUAGUGAUAACUUAUUGCAAUGCGCACAGCAGCAAACAAAUGACUUUUCUGAAAAAGACAGUUGUAGCGUUAAAUUAGAAGCUUCUAUCAACCAGCAUGAUCAGGGUAAGACAAAUAUUAAACAUGAAGUGUCAAGAGCCCCCGAAAGUGCAUCUGAAGACAAUGUAAAAGCAGUCAUAGAUGGUAAUAGUGCAAUUAGAUUAAAUGAUGAACCUCAUGGACAAAAUAACAAUGGUGUGCCUGUAAUACAAAAUCAUGUUGCUUAUAAUAAAGUAAAGACAGAAAAACUUGAUAAUACAGUUAAUGAGGCUAAUGUGGUGGCAGACAACUCAUGUUCCAGUAGUCAGAAUUUUAGUUCCGAAAUCAAAGUAGAAUCUAAUGUCAAUGAAAAAGUUGAUCAUACAAGGCAAAAUGAUCGAUCAGAUAGUAUGAAAAGCUCUAGCAUUUCUUUAAGCGCAACACCUGUUAAGUUAGAACAAUGUUCCGAUCAAAACCAAAAAUCUAAUGUACAAAGCCAUCAACAAAUAUCUGUUAGAGAGCCUUCUAUGAAUCUUCAAAAAGUUGCAGAUGAUUUGGUUAAGAAAAUUGUGAAUGAUGCAAGUGAUAUAAAUAUAGGUAUUCAGUCACCUCUUGGUGAAGAUCCUCAGCCGAUUAGAAUUACCCCACCACUGUAUACGUACUCUAAUCCGGUAGUUUUACAAAGAGAUGAAACACCAAGCCCAGCAGCACAAAAUCCAGAAGUGGAUUCCAGUGAUGUUGAACAUGUCAAAAGGAAACGUAGGAGAAAACAAGAGUUAGAGGGAAGACAAGAUGUCAUAUGUAUAGAAGACAAUGAUGAAACACAAUUUGUGGAAAGGUUAAACUCUAACAAUUCAGAUGAUUAUGUUAAAAGACCACCUAAGUCAUUGCUGGAACAACUUCUAAUAGAAAUACCAAAUGACACCAAUGAAAAAAGAUCUUUAAGAACUAGAUCCCAAAAAUUAAACAGUCCUGAUAUUGUAAAGACUCCAAAAAGUAGUCCUCAUGGUCCUAAUAAAUUAGAGGAGAGACGCAGCAUAUCGCCAUAUGCUAAAGCAAGUCCUAAAUUAGGAGUAUCUAAGUUAUCUCCUAAUACGACAAUAAAAGUGGGGAAAAGAAAACGUCAAGAAAGUGAAAGUUCUGUAGCAUCCAGCACUGCUGAUGAUCCACAACCAAGACCAGGCAAACGAAAAUGUUCAGAAAAUGCUGCAGAACUUAUUAAAGCUUGCAUGGGUGUAGAUGAAGCUGCUUCUUUAAAGAAACAAGUACCUGUCAAGGAAGAACAGUCAAAAAAAGGAUUCAACAUACUGGCCAAGGCUAAAAAAGGUCCCAUUGUGGUAGAAGUAGAUUCGUCUGAUGAUGAGCCAUUGAUUGAAUCUGUAGGAAAAGCAAGAAUGCGAUUAUCAGACGAAACAUCCGCUGCAUCUCCAAAGUCUAAAGAUCAAAAUAAUAGAGUGCAAAGAGAGAGCCGUUUAUUAACCACCAAGCAACCGAGUACAGCCGCGGUAGUAACCGGCGGAAAGGAAAGGCUACGUGGCACUUCCGCAUCCAAUAAUGAAUCCUUAGGAGAAGUAACAACAAGAAGAUCUGUUCGACAGAACACAACUUCACCAUUGGCCACACCAGCAAGCAAUACAAGGGGUGCGUCUAGAUCUACGGAAGAUAUAACUAGACGGAAAACUCGAAGUGGUGCUGACACCUCGUACAGCGGGAACAUUGUUUUAGUAACAGCUGAAGCAGCAGAGCAAGCAAAACGGAGGCGAAUAUCCCGAGAAAACAAAUGACCUUCGGGAAGUGACCUUGACAGUGAUUAGCUACCGUCGCUCGUCAAGGCCUAUCCGACUGAUUGUGUAUCUGUUAUAAAUGGUUAUGUGAUCGCCGUGUGGCUGGA